Messenger RNA from Branchiostoma belcheri (Belcher's lancelet), 4739 nucleotides. Its product is annotated as leucine-rich repeat and IQ domain-containing protein 4-like. Gene Ontology annotation, molecular function: protein kinase activity; protein binding; ATP binding. The record is from RefSeq and is a predicted model, not a curated record. NCBI's taxonomy places the organism in Eukaryota, Metazoa, Chordata, Leptocardii, Amphioxiformes, Branchiostomatidae. Bases 430 to 3108 code for a protein of 892 amino acids. Gene Ontology annotation, biological process: signal transduction; protein phosphorylation. The transcript is spliced from 12 exons.
UUAUUCAUAGCUAAUUAGAUAGAACUGCACAGAGUCAACAAGGUGGCACGAACAGUGAGAUAGUUACCUGUCCGCCAUGACAGUCCCACCAAAACAACACACCGUCUAACUUUUCUACUUUCUUUAAGCUGAAAUCGUCUCACCUGUGCCCCUCUUUCCUUUAUAUUUACGAAUGCGGUAAUUUUGCCUUUCUGUUCUUACUAAAUGUAGGACAGGUAGCCCACUAUUCACAAAGUUACAACUACAGACAUAUUACAAACAUCCUUUGUACGUACUGAGGUUAACGACCUUGCCAUCAUGCACCGUUACCAAGUCUGCAUGCAGGAAUUUGUACAAACAACCCACCUACUGGCAGUUGGCGUUCUCAAACAGGUAACUAACAAGUGAGGUCGAACACAACAAGGGUGUGCAGGGAACGGUGGAUCCAACAUGGCGGCAGGUCUGAACCUCCAGCCUCAGCGGACCGUCGAUGGUCGCCUUUUUCUUGACCUGAGUAACCAGGGUUUGACGUCCAUCCCGGAGGAGGUGUUUGAUAUCACCGACCUGGAGAUUCUAGUUGUGUCCAACAACAAACUCACCAGCAUCCCGGUAGCGAUCGGCCGUUUGCGGAAACUUGAGCGUUUAGGCGCUACCGGCAACAAGCUGACAAGUUUGCCACAGGCAAUCGGGUCCUUGCAGAAAUUGACACACCUGUACAUUAAUGAUAAUGAACUGACAGAGGUUCCACCAGGGGUUUGUUCUCUGUCCAACCUUGAGCUAUUGAGUGCCAGUAACAACAAACUUUCCACCUUACCUCCUGGUGUGGAAAAGCUGCAGAAAUUGAGAGAAUUGGGCAUUGGUGGUAAUAAGCUGACAGAGGUUCCACCAGGGGUUUGUUCUCUGUCCAACCUUGAGGUGUUAGCUGCCCAAAACAACAAACUUUCCACCUUACCUCCUGGUGUGGAAAAGCUACAGAAAUUGAGAGAACUGCACAUUAAUGAUAAUCAGCUGACAGAGGUUCCACCAGUGGUUUGUUCUCUGUCCAACCUUGAGGUGUUGAAUGUCUGUAACACCAAACUUUCCACAUUACCUCCUGGUGUGGAAAAGCUGCAGAAAUUGAGAGAAUUAGGCAUUGAUGGUAAUCAGCUGGCAGAGGUUCCACCAGUGGUUUUCUCUCUGCCCAACCUUGAGCUGUUGGAUGUCAGUAACAACAAACUUUCCACCUUACCUCCUGGCGUGGAAAAGCUGCAGAAAUUGACAAAACUAUACAUUAAAGGUAAUCAGCUGACAGAGGUUCCACCAGUGAUUUGUUCUCUGUCCAACCUUGAGGUGUUAAGUGUCGGUCCAAACCCCAUCCGACGUCUCCCCGAUGAAAUCAGGCGACUCACCAGGCUGAAGACUCUGGGUGUUAUAGAAUGCCAGUUUGAAGAGUUCCCCAGACAGGUGCUGCAGCUGAAGACACUGGAGAAACUGUAUGCUGGAGGAUGCAAGUUCGACACUGUCCCAGAUGAAGUGGGAACUUUACAGCAUCUAUGUCUCUUGCAUUUGGAAUAUAACCUCCUCAGAACCCUGCCGAGCACCAUGAGUCACCUGCACAACCUACGUGUGGUCCAGCUCUGGGACAACAAGUUCGACACAUUCCCAGAAGUCCUGUGUGAACUGCCGGCCAUGGAAAAAUUGGACAUAAGGAACAACAACAUCACCAGGCUUCCAACCGCCCUUCACAGAGCAGAGAAGCUGACGGACUUGGUUGUUUCUGGAAACCCCCUGACAUACCCUCCAUGGCAUGUGUGUGUACAAGGGACUGGCACCAUCAUCGCCUUCCUGACACAGGAGACUGAGAAAGGUAUUGAUGAAGUGAUCCGCCAUACGUUCAACCAACUGUCCGUGAAGGUGAAACAGACCCAGUGGAAACCACUCGCCCGGAGCCUGGGGUUCAACAACUCGGAGAUAGCGGCCAUCAAGGCUUCCGCCCCAGACGACGUUCCUGACCAGGUGUACCAGACCCUGGUGGAGUGGAAAAUGAAGAAAGGUGAGGCGGCCACACUUCCUGCCCUGCAGCAGCACCUGAGAGAACUGGACUUUCACCAGCUAGCAGAGCUGCUGCCACAGACACCCGGGACACCGACUCGCAGAGGACAUGGAUUGGACGAGGGUGGUGCUGUUGGUGGCCGAGGGGCUGAUGAGCUACAGAACAGAUUCCCCAGUGUUACGGUUGAUAGUAAGUUCCCCAUCAUUCCUUAUGAACGACUGGAGGAACAGUCCAUUCUCGGCCGUGGGGGGUUCGCCUACGUGAUGAAAGCUCGACAUCUUGACUGGAGACAGGAAGUGGCCGUCAAAUGUUUGUGGACCCGCCAACUUGAAGGAAGUGAGCAGGAAGUGAUGUAUUCUGAAGCGAGGAAACUGAACCUGGGAAGCCGCUCGGACCACGUCAUCAGUCUGCUGGGGGUCUGUCUGGAUCCAAACUUCGCCAUCGUGAUGCCCUACAUGGAGAACGGCUCUCUGGCCGGGCUGCUGCGGGAUGUGGACGUGCCCUGGGCCCUGAGGUGGAGAAUGGCGCACGAGAUCUCCCUGGGGAUGACUUUCCUGCACUGCCAGAACCCGCAGAUUCUCCACUGUGAUCUGAAGGCAGAGAACGUGCUACUGGAUGGAGACUUCCACGUAAAGAUUUCAGAUUUCGGCAUGUCUAAGUGGAAGAUCAAAUCUCGUGUCGUCACUCAAACCAGUCCGGAAGGAAGCACAAUCACGCAUGCGCCGCCGGAGUACUUCGCUGACAUCAACCUCGCUCCAAACCCAAAGUUUGAUGUCUACAGCUUUGGCGUGCUGCUAUGGGAGAUGAUCACCAGAGCAGAUCCAUACGGAAAUGCCAUAAACUCAGCCCUCAUCAGACUUGCCGUGACGUCAGGACAACGACCUGACAUGACCCUGGUGCCUACAGGCCCGCCUGACGUCAUCACAGUCAGUCAGCUGAUGCAGACGUGCUGGAGUCAGAACCCAGAGGACAGACCUACAUUCCAGGACUGUGCUGCCCAGCUCCAGCUUGUGAAGGACAGGUUUGGUUGGGAGCAGAUUCAACAGGCCAUUAUAACCGUGAAGAAGAUGAAGGCCGCGGCACCCAGCAAGAAGUAACGUUACAGACAAAUGGCUUGCAGUAUAGUUAUUCCACUGACGUGUCUCUACUGCUGCAAUUAACAAUUAAUUGCGACUGAAGAUUCUGCUUGUUCGCUAGUUAAUAUCUGCUAGUUUGGUUUAGUUUCGUUUGAGGUUUUUUAGCAUGAAAAUGCAUGAAUCGUGUCCGCACGAUAUGAACUUUGACAAAAAUACGCGAACUGAUAAUAAUUCUACUGAAAGCUGUUAAAAUUAUAUAAUUUUCUUGCGUUUGGACCAUCCUGUGAAGAGGCAUGAGCUGAUAUUGUAUCAAGAAGCUGUCAUUAACAUUUAGCAACAAUGUGUAAAGUGGUUGUGAUGACCUCAAAAUGCUGUUAAGAACCAAGAACUAUCAGAUUGUGUGGCCUUAGUAGGUGUUGAUAAAUGAACAAUGUAGUAAGUAUCGGAACGGCACUCAGUUUUUGUUCCAUUGUUUCUAUUUUCCUAGCUAUGUGCUUGUGGUGUUGUAAUAUGGGCAGGUUUAGUGGUUUAUGAAAUAGGACUAGUAUAACGAUAGUAUUUGCAGUUUAUUGUGACUUGCUACCCACAUUUGGCUCCACUCAACUAGAAUUUUAAUAUUUUGUGGCCAAUUCUUUCAUUGACAGGACCGGAUGAUGAACAUGGAUAUUCAGAGGUUAAAUGUGACUUUUGCUCGACUCUAGAAUUCCACAAAAUUGUGUUGUAUAUACAUGUAAACUUAGUAGGUUUGGAGGUGUAUCGGAUAAGACUAGUAUCCGACACUAGCUAGUGUUGACUUCGUAGUUUUUUGUGACCAACAUGCAUUUUGUUCUACUCAAGUAUUUCAUGAUAUUCUGCAACCAAGUCAAGUCAAGGGACAGCUGAACAAUGGAUUUAAGAUUCAUAUUCAUGUUGUCAUCAUAUUUGUUACAGAAUUUUUCUAAAGUUGCAGAAUAGUGUUAAUUACAUUGAUAGCGACAUUAACCAAGCAAGGAUCAUUGAAAAUAUACUUUGAGCAUUAAGAAUGUAGUAUAUGUAGGCUUACUAAGGUUCUAUAUUACAAUGUAGUUACGUUUCUGACAUACUAUCCCUUUCAAUAAUCAAGUGUUAAUACUGUAAACCAAAUAUUACCUUGUUAUUUUCUUUUUUCUAAAAUAUCUCAAAAUAAUGUUGAAUUAUACAUAUGUUGUAUAGAAGUAAGAAUAGAUAUUACAUCAACAACGAAAGUUAGACCAGUAGUGAAACAUGUAUUUGCUGUAUGAAUAUUGAUUAUUAUAUACUAAUAGAUUAUCAUAUAUCAAUCAAUCUCCCGCAGGCGUGUUGUGCUGAUGCAUGGCGGCUGUCCACAGUUUUCUGUUCACAAGACCUUCAUAUUUCAUAUUAUCACCAGGUAUAUCAUAUUGCAUAAUUGUAGCUAGAAACGUUCCUAAUAAUACUAAGUAAUCUCCAAGAAGAUCCUAGGAUAGCAUAAGACAGUAUCAAAUUGACCAAAGAGGGUCCAACACGCCACCUUCUCUGGACAAUUUGAUACUGUCUCAUGCCACCCUAGGAUCUGCUUGGAGAUUACCUAAAGACACACGAAAAUCAUAUGUAUUGUGUGUUUGAUAGAACUAGGUGUUAUUGUAAGCUUGCAGUUUGGUCUGUCUCGCUGCUAA